AGUUAGUUUUACCUACAGACAACAUGUUGAAGUUUGUGAUUUUAUUAAGCGCUAUAGCUUGUGCUUUAGGCGCUGCCAUACCAGAGGGCAUGCUCCCUCAAUUGGAUGGUCGUAUUGUUGGUGGAGCUCCAGCAUCCAUUAGUGCCUUUCCUUGGCAAAUCUCCCUCCAACGUAGUGGUUCUCAUUCUUGUGGCGGUAGCGUCUACAAUAACCAGAUCAUUGUGACUGCUGCUCACUGUCUGCAAUCUGUUAAUAUCUCUAUAUUAAAGGUUCGUGCUGGAUCUUCUUUCUGGAUUUCCGGUGGAGUUUUAGUCGAUGUAGCUGCAUUCAAGAAUCAUGAAGGUUACAAGGCCAGCACCAUGGUUAACGAUAUUGCUGUCAUUCGUUUAAGCACACCCUUGCCUCUGUCUUCAACUAUUAAGCCCAUUCCUUUGGCUUCCACUACUCCAGCUAAUGGCGCUGCUGCUUCGGUCUCUGGUUGGGGUACUACGGCAUCUGGUUCUCCAUCCAUGCCUACUCAAUUGAAAUAUAUUGAUGUUAAGAUUGUAAGUCGUAACCAAUGUGCUUCUUCCACCUACGGUUAUGGCUCUGAAAUCAAGGCUACCAUGCUGUGCGCCUAUACUGUUGGUAAGGACUCUUGCCAAGGUGAUUCUGGCGGCCCAUUGGUAUCUGGUGGUGUUUUGGCUGGUGUUGUAUCAUGGGGCUAUGGUUGUGCCUUCGCUAACUACCCUGGUGUCUAUGCUGAUGUUGCUGCCCUUCGUUCUUGGGUGGAGAAGACUGCUACCUCUGUUUAAAUUGGACUGAAAUA
Calliphora vicina (urban bluebottle blowfly) is the source of this 808-nucleotide messenger RNA. Its product is annotated as trypsin alpha-4-like. Gene Ontology annotation, molecular function: serine-type endopeptidase activity. The record is from RefSeq and is a predicted model, not a curated record. The transcript has a single exon. Gene Ontology annotation, biological process: proteolysis. Lineage: Eukaryota; Metazoa; Arthropoda; Insecta; Diptera; Calliphoridae. Bases 24 to 794 code for a protein of 256 amino acids.